Molecule: messenger RNA, 2580 nt
Organism: Hyaena hyaena (striped hyena)
Lineage: Eukaryota; Metazoa; Chordata; Mammalia; Carnivora; Hyaenidae
Gene: DYM
Product: dymeclin
Exons: 17
Coding region: 312-2321 (669 amino acids)
Biological process (GO): Golgi organization
Cellular component (GO): Golgi apparatus
Source: RefSeq, a predicted model, not a curated record
GCUGUUCGGUCGCUAGCAGCGUUCUCUGACGCUUCCCUCUUCUCUCCCCGCCUCCCGGCCUCCGCACGGACGCUGCCGGGGCGGGAACCGAGCCGGAGUCGAGCCGGAGUCGGAGCCGCAGAGACGUGGAAACAUGGAGGCCUGAGCCGGCGUGCGCCACCCCGGCUGCGGCGGCGACAGCGGCUUCUUCCGAUCUCUCUUUGCCACCCGCUUGCGUGUCGGCGGAGCUGGAAGCGGAUCUGCCCGCCGCCUGAGACAGGCUGUCUUGUGGAAAUGAAAGCUUAAGGACUAGUUAUCUACCAGAUUGGAAGAUGGGAUCGAACAGCAGCAGAAUCAGUGAUCUUCCUAAAAAUGAGUACUUAAAAAAGCUGUCGGGCACAGAAUCUAUCUCUGAGAAUGACCCGUUCUGGAAUCAGCUUCUCUCAUUUUCUUUCCCUGCACCAACCAGCAGCACCGAGCUGAAGCUCUUGGAGGAAGCCACUGUUUCAGUCUGCAGGUCUUUAGUUGUAAACAAUCCUCGAACAGGAAACCUUGGUGCGCUAAUUAAGGUCUUCCUUUCUAGAACCAAAGAACUAAAACUUUCGGCAGAAUGUCAGAACCACAUCUUCAUUUGGCAGACACACAAUGCCUUGUUUAUUAUUUGCUGUUUGCUGAAAGUGUUCAUCUGUGAGAUGUCAGAGGAGGAAUUGCAGCUUCAUUUCACUUACGAAGAAAAGGCUCCUGGCAGUUACAGUUCUGACUCUGAAGAUCUUUUGGAAGAAUUGCUCUGUUGUUUGAUGCAGUUAAUCACUGAUAUUCCACUCUUAGAUAUUACAUACGACAUCUCAGUAGAAGCGGUGUCAACGAUGGUGGUUUUCCUCUCUUGCCAGCUCUUCCACAAAGAAGUUUUGCGACAGAGCAUCAGUCACAAGUAUUUGAUGCGAGGUCGAUGUCUUCCAUAUACCAGCAAACUUGUGAAAACCCUAUUGUAUAACUUUAUCAGACAAGAAAAGCCACCCCCUCCGGGAGCACACGUUCUCUCACAGCAAUCUGAUGGCGGGGGACUGCUGUAUGGACUUGCGUCCGGAGUAGCAACUGGCCUCUGGACUGUCUUCACACUGGGCGGCGUGGGCAGCAAAGCAGCCGCCACUCCAGAACUUUCUUCCCCUCUGGCCAACCAGAGUCUCCUGCUUCUGCUGGUGCUGGCCAACCUGACCGAUGCUGCAGAUGCCCCGAACCCCUACAGACAGGCCAUCAUGUCCUUUAAGAACACACAAGAUAGCAGUCCUUUUCCCUCGUCAAUCCCACACACCUUCCAGAUUAACUUCAACAGUUUGUACACAGCUCUGUGUGAGCAGCAGACAUCUGACCAGGCGACUCUCCUCUUGUACACGUUGCUGCAUCAGAACAGUAAUGUUAGAACGUACGUGUUGGCUCGGACAGAUAUGGAAAAUCUUGUUUUACCAAUUCUUGAGAUUCUGUAUCAUGUUGAAGAAAGAAAUUCACACCAUGUGUAUAUGGCCCUUAUAAUCUUACUGAUCCUUACAGAAGACGAUGGCUUUAAUAGAUCCAUUCACGAAGUGAUAUUAAAAAAUAUUACUUGGUAUUCAGAACGGGUUUUAACCGAAAUUUCGCUGGGGAGCCUCCUGAUACUAGUGGUAAUAAGAACCAUCCAGUACAACAUGACAAGAACAAGAGACAAGUACCUUCACACCAACUGUCUGGCUGCCCUAGCAAACAUGUCGGCCCAGUUCCGUUCCCUCCAUCAGUACGCUGCGCAGAGGAUCAUCAGUUUGUUUUCCUUGCUGUCUAAAAAACACAACAAAGUUCUGGAACAAGCCACACAGUCCUUGAGAGGGUCACUGAGUUCCAAUGAUGUUCCUCUACCAGAUUACGCACAAGACCUAAAUGUCAUUGAAGAAGUGAUUCGAAUGAUGUUAGAGAUCAUCAACUCCUGCCUGACAAAUUCUCUUCACCACAAUCCAAACUUGGUGUAUGCACUGCUUUACAAGCGAGAUCUCUUUGAACAGUUUCGAACUCAUCCUUCAUUUCAGGAUAUAAUGCAAAAUAUCGAUCUGGUGAUCACCUUCUUCAGUUCAAGGUUGCUGCAAGCUGGAGCCGAGCUCUCCGUGGAACGGGUCCUGGAAAUCAUCAAGCAGGGGGCCGUCGCGCUGCCCAAAGACAGGCUGAAGAAAUUUCCAGAACUGAAAUUCAAAUAUGUGGAAGAGGAGCAGCCUGAGGAGUUUUUUAUCCCCUAUGUCUGGUCUCUGGUCUACAACUCAGCAGUAGGCCUCUACUGGAACCCACAGGCCAUUCAGCUCUUCACAAUGGACUCCGACUGAGGGCAGGCCACCGCCUCACAGCCUCCCCCCCUCCAGCCAAGCAGCCCUUCUAGCUGUUUUCUUUCCGGGGGACAGAAGUAGACAGAUUGCCUGGUGCGUCUUCCAUCAAAGAGAAUCACACGGGCGUGUUUCCCUUACACACUUGGAUUUGGAGAAUCGGUGCCCAGUUGGCAAUAGAUCACUCAGCUUAGAUUGUAGUGCAAAAAAAUGGUGGGGGGGGGUACCCGACGAUAAUAAAUGUAAAAAACCUGCUAUUCCA